Messenger RNA from Prosopis cineraria, 1344 nucleotides. Its product is annotated as phosphoglycerate mutase-like protein AT74H. Lineage: Eukaryota; Viridiplantae; Streptophyta; Magnoliopsida; Fabales; Fabaceae. Bases 104 to 1096 code for a protein of 330 amino acids. Gene Ontology annotation, molecular function: phosphatase activity. The transcript is spliced from 5 exons. The record is from RefSeq and is a predicted model, not a curated record.
GAGCCACCAGAUUUUGCAGCCAAAAGUGUUCCCAACAUGUAGCGAUCACAAAUUCUGGGAACAUGUUCAUCUUCCCCUUUACCACACUCAUAACACCCUACUUAUGUCUGCUCUACCCUUCACCUCUCUUCUUCCAGUUUCUCGGCAUUUCUAUUUAAACACGAUCCAAUGCUGCAACGACCUGGGACACACCACGAAGCUACCCAACAACCAUUAUGGAGGAGCCAGAUUUCCCGAGAAGAACACUUUCAUCCAUCAUUCUUCCAUAGCUCCACCUCCAAGGCCUCGAAGGAUCAUCCUCGUUCGACACGGACAGAGUGAAGGGAAUGUCGACGAGGCUGUCUACACGCGAGUCGCCGAUCCUAAGAUAGCCCUCACCGGCAAAGGCAAGGCUCAAGCAGAGGAAUGUGGAUAUAGGAUCCGGGACUUGCUUCUCAAAGACGCCUCUGAAAAUUGGAAACUUUACUUCUAUGUGUCCCCUUAUAGAAGGGCUCUCGAAACCUUGCAAUACUUGGCUCGCCCAUUUGAACGCUCCAGAAUUGCUGGCCUCAGAGAAGAGCCCCGUCUAAGAGAACAAGAUUUUGGGAAUUUUCAGAACAGAGAGAAGAUGAGAAAGGAGAAAGCAAUGCGCAUGCUUUAUGGUCGUUUCUUUUACAGAUUUCCAGACGGAGAGUCGGCGGCUGAUGUUUAUGAUAGAAUCACAGGAUUCAGAGAAACUCUGAGAACAGAUAUUAACAUUGGGAGGUUUCAGCCGCCCCGAGAAGAGAAGAUAGACAUGAACCUGGUCAUUGUGUCGCAUGGUCUCACACUUCGAGUAUUUCUCAUGAGAUGGUACAAGUGGACUGUCCAGCAAUUCGAGGGACUGAACAACAUGGGCAACGGACACAUGCUUGUCAUGGAAAAGGGCUAUGGUGGAAGAUACAGCUUACUGGUGCAUCACAGUGAAGAAGAGCUGAGAGAGUUUGGGUUGACAGAUGAAAUGCUAAUUGAUCAGGAAUGGCAAAUGUUCGCAAGACCAACUGAUUUGAACUAUGAUUGCCCGAUGCUCAAUUCCUUCUUCCCUCAUCUGAAUGAAGAAUUAAGUAGGACGACAUAAGAAGCAUGAUUGGCAGAUGUUAUAUAUCCAUAAUGUUCAGUAGCCGUUAAAAUCUUGUUGUAGCAUGAAAAAUGAUCAUAGAACUCUCUUUUCCUUCCUAUAUGCUGUGUGUGCGUGGGAUACAUGAGAAUCGACAUCUAUGUUUGCGGUGCAAAUUUUCUACUUAGUUAUCGCUUAAACAUUAUGACCAGAAGCUUGGAACGAUUUAUGGGUGGAAGGUGUGGUUUUGAGACUAGCCAUUAUAUUUA